CUCGUCUCCGUUACUCACACGGCUGGCUCACAAAGGAGAUUCGGUACGUUACGACAAACCCUCCAGAUUUAAGCCAUCAUGGUCCUAAUACAGUUUGGAUGCGGUAAAGCCGCAGCACCACUGAGAUCCUCAGGGCGUUCUAGAACUCUACUACCGCCUUCACGUUUCCAUGAAGCCGAUUCUGCCACAAUGGAUCAACCAUGAUGGCCGCUUGUAGCAACUAGGGUGCGAAGUGCUGACUGCAGCUGCGUGGGUUCCACGUUCCACGUUCAACGCCGUCGCGCCGUGGAAUACGUGGUCCAAGUUGGCUUCACUGUACAAAACCACGAUGAGUCCUAGAGAUGAAACCUACUGAUUCGUACAGUUCUGUUACUCUCCCAGAAGAGACGGAGGGGCUAGACUCAGUCUCAUCAGGAACGUAUUAUAGCCCUUGAUGCUCGCAGUUCUCAUCACCAAGCGUGGAAGAUGAUACAAAACCCAAGCCAGGCCAGAUACCUGGUUCUCUUCUGUCCUCUCAACAUCGGCAAACCGCAUUCUCUCCUCUUAACAUUUCUUCAUCAACGUCACUCGUUUAUCCCAACAACUCAUUUCCUUCCUUUCCUUUAUCGAAUAGCUAGCCUAUGUGUCCGCAUCUUUGCCCUCGUUGAACGCCAUCAUGAGGCCUUACGGGUUCAGAAAGUCUCUGCAUCCUAUGGUCGAUUUCAUCCAGCCAGCGGCAGGUAUCGAGAGACAGAUGGCACGUUCUAGCGUCGCACCUUUCAUUCCAUCUUCUUCAAAUCCAUUGAUGACAUCAAUACCGUCGCCAACCACUGUCUCACCUGGGAAUAAGCCGCGCUCGACCAACGAGUGUCCACUUUGGUCGCCCCUUUUUGCAAGGACGACGCCUGCAGAUGAUCUCCCGUCGUACGGAAUACCUUGGCCGCUACCAGCACCUCUUCCAACAUGUAUACCAAUCCCCCUGCCAGACUGUAUAUCACUCCCCCUCCCUCUAUUAUCGUUUCUGCCUCGUUGCACUGAAAAUUCUGCUGCUACGUCUUCCAGGACAUCAAAGCAUUCCUCCCUGACCACGUCGCAUCAUGCUACUACCAGCCCUUCUGUGUCUGCUUGUUCGUCUACCUGCUCGCGUCCCAAUGGAUGUUCAAGCUUACCAGGGUCUUGCACGUUUCCAUGGUCAACUUCUACCUCAUCUUCCUCCUUGGUCACCACAACUCCCGACUCACCCUCGCCAUCGCAUAAGACGACGCUUACAAAAACCACCACGUCAUCUUCGUCCCACACCAGCACUUCGCCCUCAACUCCCCUAACCACUAGUUCGAGUACAUCCACUUCGUCUCUCCGAGGCCAGGGACGGCCAACUACUGAUGCUACUUCAGCCAUAAACGGCACGUCCCCACACACGUCUACAAGUUCUAGCUAUUCUUCGUCAGUGACGUCAUCGUCAAGUAGAUCAUCUUCCGCGCCCAUCACUUCUUUCCCAACCCCUGCGUCCACGCCAAACAGGACGCCUCCAACGACGAAUCAGGUUUCCCCUGCAACACCAACCGGGGCUUUGACUAGUACUGGUACCGUCGAGCUCGUCGUAGGAAGCAGUGUAGGUGGGAUAGCUGUUAUCGCGGUGAUUGCGUAUUUUCUUCUACGCUGGAUCAGAAACAGACAAGUGACAGAAUCGACUAUUGGCGAGAAGUAUCAAGUGGUUCCAGGUCCGCCGUUUUCACAUUCCGGAGCCCGCCCCGCGCCUUCGGUUAUGUCUCUCGUACCCCCAGACCACACACACUCAAUCAUUAUGUCCCCUUCUUCCUCGUUGCGCUCCUCGUCUCCGCCUCCGUGGGACGCAUGGCCGACGCCUCCAGGCUCGGCCUCCCUCGGAUCGUUUAGGUCAGGAUCUCCAUUUGCACUAGACGAACACACAGCGUCACGAGCUCUUCUGAGUGAAUCUCCGCUCAUCAGCUCGUUUGGGCCCUAUAUCUCCUCGCGCUCCCAAUCGACAACUCCGGCUAACAACACACCGGGAUAUCUAACGCCAGAUCUCGAUCCGUUUGCAGAUACACCUCGCCCCGUUCCUGGCCCUAGUGCAGCACGCCUCGUUCCCGGCCCGUUUGCACGGUUCGGGGCUGUUGUCGAAGAUGUCGAAGGAUUCUAUCCGAGCGGAACAUUUGGCGUGCACAGCCACAACGAUGUUGAUGCUGCUAGACCCCAUGUAACGAGCAGGGGUGCCGUGGAAGCAAGCGGGGACAUCUCAAUCAAUGACAUCGUCGAAUAUGCGGCGAGUGUUGUAACGACGAGCGAAGAACUACCCCCGUAUCCCCGCUCUAGGAAAUCGACGGCGACGACAAGAUCGCGCUUCUGAGCUGAGUUCUGGCAGGAAAGUUCUGGUCUAAGGGGGUAUUGCACUUAUGCUUCGGUUUAGGUUUGAAUCGUGACUUAUGUGUGGCACUGGUGGCUUGUUUACGGACAUUACAUAGGUUUUGUGACGUGAAACGUGUUUACCGUUCGCUCAUCUCUACGAUCUCCCACUCAAUCCGCGCGAUGGACUACAUGUGCCAGGCAAGAUUCGACCCAAGGCGUACUUCCUGUACCUCUCCGUCUUCUUCGUAAACUCCGUAAACUCAUUCCGUAAACUCCGGAUCUGUGCUUGUGCCUCAUCGCUUUUCCAAAAUCCUAUCAUCUGACUUCUUCAGGCGCGAUGCAAUCAGUUUUGGACCUGAACCUUGUACUGUGAAUGCUGUAUUUCUCCUUGCGCAGUUUACCGCACCGCCUCAUCUGUCG
Molecule: messenger RNA, 2766 nt
Organism: Coniophora puteana RWD-64-598 SS2
Lineage: Eukaryota; Fungi; Basidiomycota; Agaricomycetes; Boletales; Coniophoraceae
Exons: 2
Coding region: 656-2347 (563 amino acids)
Source: RefSeq, a predicted model, not a curated record